AUGUGUGAAUGGCUGUCGUACGCCGAUUGGUGCGAUGUGAAAUUGCUCUGUGGCGAUCGUACAUUCGAGGCUCAUCGUGUUGUUCUUGCCAGCGCCAGUACCUUCCUUAGGGAAAUUCUCUUAUCCUGCCACACGAAUGAGACACCGACGCACAUGAUGCUACCGGAUUUCGACAAGGAAGCCAUGUCGGCGGUUCUACAUUAUAUUUAUAAUGGGGAGGUCGUUUUACAAAAACAGAAAAUGGACAUGUUCUUGGAUAUAGUGAAAGCUAUGCGAAUAUAUAUUGAUUACGAACUUUUGAAUCCAGAGUUAGGCUGUGUACAAAAUUCUAGUUCUAAUUCAUUUUUAAAGACAAAUGCAUGUCAACAAAGUUGUAUAAUCAGUCCGAAAUCUACACAAUGUUUUAGCGGAUCUUUCGUCACUAUUAAGAAAAAAUCGAAUAUUAAAGGUAUACAAUAUUUUCUGCAAAACUUCGAUUCUCACGGAAGGCAAAUUACAUAUCAAGACAAUAGGGGUGUACAGUGUGACAAUGCUUCAAAAGAUUUCAAAUCACCAUUUGUAGACCGACAAAGGAACUCUUUCCUACGUGAUUUAUUUAUCGAGACAUAUCCUCGAAACGGUAAUGUUAACGGUCAGACGAGAAGCGUGCUAGCAAUAUCAAAUGAAUGCUAUCGUUCUCCGGGAUCUGUGCUCUUGACGAAUGCAAAUGCCGAACAUCUCGGCGCCGGCGACAUAGGUGUACAAAAAUAUAAAAGCACCGUCGAGAUCCCCUUUCAUUCGCCGACAUGUCGCCCUGAACACUUGAGACAGUUUACGCAAAACCAGAAUUUAAUGCAAAAUUAUUUUCGGACCAAAGACGCAAAAGAGAUAAUUAAUCUAAGAUCGUGUUAUAAAUAUUCGAAUACUGUAACGAAUACAGAAACAUUACCCAAAAAUAUGGUACCCAUGUUACAGACUAACCUACAGACAACCUAUUUAAAUGAUCACGCUCCAAACAGAAACAUUCAAAAUAUGUCGAGUUAUACCCAAUCGAUGGCUGAUAUAAAUAAAUGUGGUAUGUCUCUACAAAAGCGAACUAUAUUAAGAGAAAGUUCAUUGCUUAUUAGUCUGGCUACUGAUUUUGGAAACGAAUACUGCGAAUCUAAAACGAAUGCUAGAACUAUAUCGAAAGCAGCAAUAUCAAAUCAUGUUCUAGAGAACCCUUGGCGACCACGUUUGCCCGUAGAUGCGAAGCCUUUUCGCAGGAAAUUCAAAGAAUCAAGUGAAAAAUUACCCUUACUGAACAAGGUGUCUGAAGCUGUUAGCGAUAACAACAAUAACUGUGCAACUACCCCUGCUGCACUAAGCAUCCAACCUCCAGUCUUAAAAGACGAGUUUAAAUGCAACAUUUGUAGCCAGGUGUUUCUGUCUGAUGAUGCGUUGACCACACAUAUGAGUCGACAUUCAAAAACUGCACGUUAUUCCUGUAACGAAUGCGGCAAAACAUUCUCACAGCUGCGCAACUUCAAGUACCAUAUGUCGAUUCACAGAGGCACUAGAGAGUUUGCAGCGACAUGCACUGUUUGUGGAAAGUAUUUCAACGACAGAGGAUACCUAAGCAGUCAUAUGAAAAUACAUAGAAAUCGUAAGGAAUACAAAUGUUCGCAAUGUCCGAAAUCUUUCAAUCAGCGUGUCGCUUAUAACAUGCACGUAAGAAUACAUACAGGUGUGAAGCCUCAUGUAUGCGAUCAGUGCGGCAAAGCGUUUUCCCGUAAGAUGCUCCUGAAGCAACAUCAGCGCACACAUUCGGGCGAACGACCUUACGCCUGCCCGCACUGCGACAAGCGGUUCGCUGACAGAUCCAACAUGACCCUCCACCUAAGACUCCAUACUGGUGUGAAGCCAUUUUCGUGUACGCUGUGUCCAAAAUCGUUUACGAAGAAACAUCAUCUUAAAUCUCAUUUAAACUUUCACACUGGCUCUAAGCCCUAUUCUUGCCCACGUUGUAAGCUCGCAUUCACACAAUCUUCGAACAUGCGGACCCAUUACAAGAAAUGUACGGUCGCUGAUCCUAAUGACACUUCUGAGUUGCCACCUCAAAAUUAGGAAAAUUAUUUUAGUUAUUUCACGAAACUAUUUAUUUGUAUAACUUAAUAAAGUCUUAGACGAAGUGCAAAUAUUGUCACGUUUAUUUAUUUAUUUUUGAAUUAUUAUAAUUGUUUAAAUUAAUUUAUGACAUACAGUUUUAUAAAAUCGAUUCUUGUAAUAUGAAUUGCCGUAAGAUAAAUGAUCAAAUCUAGCAUUUCGAUCCCUGUCUAGGUCUAAAUGAAUCCUUAAGGUUUUUUCCCUUCAUUUAUUCUUAAUUAAAUUAA
Molecule: messenger RNA, 2351 nt
Organism: Bombyx mandarina (wild silkworm)
Lineage: Eukaryota; Metazoa; Arthropoda; Insecta; Lepidoptera; Bombycidae
Biological process (GO): regulation of transcription by RNA polymerase II
Cellular component (GO): nucleus
Molecular function (GO): protein binding; RNA polymerase II transcription regulatory region sequence-specific DNA binding; DNA-binding transcription factor activity, RNA polymerase II-specific
Source: RefSeq, a predicted model, not a curated record